UAGCGUGAAUGUGGAAGAUCUAGCAAUAACGGUUAAGCUUAAGGACUUUGCGUGGCUCAUUGGACGCAGCUUAACACGGUUCCCAGCUCAAGAUAGCGAUGGCGAGAUGACGCAAUCUCAGGUGCCUGUCUGGUCCGGGUAUAAUUCUCUAGUCUAUGAAACACAGCCCCUUACAAGAAUCGGAUCUCCGCCACUGAUAGCAGCCCCUGCCCACGAAUGGACUACAAUGCUUACCAUUCUCAUGCAGGCCCAAGGAAUCACUGCUCACGUCAUGGGUCCGGGCCGAAAAACGGUCGUAUCGUUGGACCUCGGCUUAUACCUACCCGCUAAAAAGCUCCAGAUGGCUCGUAAUGAUUUAAACCAUCUCAUUCUAAGGCCUGGCGAGCUCCAUAUUGUUAUGGCGCAACUUAGAACCCUAGGUUCAUUCAUCGAACACAGUGGAAUCGACUUGUGCUGGUCAGAGUCUGAUUUGUAUGGCCCAGCUACUGUCAAGCAAAUCCUGGCAGGGAAGCACGUAAAGAGAGGAGAGACAGCACAUUUGGUUACUCUUCAAGUCCUGUUUAUGCUCUACCAGAAGGCGUUCCUCUCUAGCCAAGAUGAAGAGUUGGUGAAGAAGAUUGACAAGUGUGCAAAGCAGCUAGGAAAGGCGUGUGAACAAGGAAAAAAUAGCGAGGUAAAAGAAGCUGAAGAUCAAAUGGUAGAAGUAAUGAAAUCUGAAGAUUUAGUUGGCAAAAUGGAACGAUUUGAAGAAGGGAAGAAUCCUGAGUUCAAGGUUUUCCGUUCCUACAUGAAGAUGAUUAUGGAGAUGUUGCUGUUUGUACGUGCUGUACGAACAGCGGACUGGCAGUUGCAUUUAAGAUCUUUGCAGUUGUUUACGAAGUAUUUCUUUGCGCACGACAAACUUAACUACGCCAGAAUGAUUCCCAUUUAUCUUGCCGAGAUGGAAAACCUUCCCGAGUCAGCUCCUGAAAUCUAUAAAGAGUUCGCCGAAGGCAACUGGGUUGUGAACAAGAACCGACACGUACCAUUUUGUGGACUUGGAGCAGAUCAUGCCCUGGAACACAUUAAUCGAUCCAUGAAGGUAUCAGGAGGCCUAGUAGGCAUCACUUUGAAUCCAAGUGCACGUACCAAAUUCUUCAUGAUUGCUCCAGAGCUCGCGCGUCUAGCAGAAGAGGCAAAGAAGAUGGCUGGCAGGGCAAAAACGAGAGGAGGCGCCAAACACCACGCUUUGACGGCUGCUGGGCUCUCUCGUGAAGAGAAGAACAUCACCAAGCUAUUGAAUACGAUAGAAGGAUUUACAAAUCCCUUUACCGAGCAAGGUGACAAGCUAUUCAAUCUUGUGACGAAAGUGGUUGCAUCGGAGAAGGUGAAGAAGGAUCUUAUAGAGCAAAGCGAGAUUGGCCAGAAGCUCUAUGAUGAUUUUGUUAGAGAUCGCAUCAUAACCGGAAAGAUCAACCUGUGGUCAAGUAUGAAGAAAAGAAAGUUGCAGACAUGGAAAGCGAUGACCAAGAAGAUUAAGAUUUCAACCUCGGCCGAGACCAUCGAACUGCAAGAAGAUAGAAACUUGUUUGCACGCAUGCUAAUCAUCUGUAAGAGCCGUCCAGAGAUCGACAUUCCAGAAGCUCCAAGAGUGCAUUGA
This is a messenger RNA of Dendronephthya gigantea, 1639 nucleotides long. RefSeq lists its product as uncharacterized. The coding region runs from base 107 to 1639 and encodes 510 amino acids. The record is from RefSeq and is a predicted model, not a curated record. The transcript has 3 exons. NCBI's taxonomy places the organism in Eukaryota, Metazoa, Cnidaria, Anthozoa, Malacalcyonacea, Nephtheidae.